Parasteatoda tepidariorum (common house spider) is the source of this 2161-nucleotide messenger RNA. The record is from RefSeq and is a predicted model, not a curated record. Lineage: Eukaryota; Metazoa; Arthropoda; Arachnida; Araneae; Theridiidae.
ACCUCAGGUGGAACGCCUCAGAGUUUGGAGGUAUACAAGAUCUUAGAAUACCUCCGCACAAAAUUUGGAAACCAGACGUCCUUAUGUACAAUAGCGCCGACGAAAAGAUCGACAGUACUUUCCCAACGAAUGUCGUAGUGAGGAACAACGGUAGCUGCACUUACAUCCCGCCCGGAAUCUUCAAAAGUACGUGUAAAAUUGACAUCACAUGGUUCCCCUUCGAUGAUCAAAAGUGCGAAAUGAAAUUUGGGUCUUGGACCUACGAUGGCUUCCAACUAGAUUUGCGAUUAGCCAGCGAAGAAGGGGGAGACCUGUCCACGUACAUCUCUAAUGGCGAGUGGAUCCUGAUUGGCCUUCCAGGAGUGAGAAACGAGAUUUUUUAUGCGUGUUGUCCAGAGCCUUAUGUCGACAUCACCUUUACAAUCCAUAUCCGGAGGAGAACCCUCUACUAUGGAUUUAAUCUCAUCAUCCCCUGUGUUCUCAUCUCCUCUAUGACCCUUCUAGGUUUCACCUUGCCACCGGAUUCGGGAGAAAAAUUAACCCUCGGUGUCACGAUUCUUCUGUCCUUGACCGUCUUUCUUCUACAAUUAGCGGAAACGAUGCCACCCACGUCUGACGCAGUCUCAAUCAUAGGAACAUAUUUCGCUUGUAUAAUGAUAAUGGUGGCAUUCUCAGUUGUCAUGACGGUCGUUGUCCUCAACUAUCAUCACAGAAAUUCGGACACACAUGAAAUGCCUGCAUACAUUAGAAAAAUCUUUCUUUUAUGGCUACCGUGGUUACUCAGAAUGCAAAGACCUGGCCACAAGGUCACCAGAAGGGAUCUCUUCAGGAGUACCAAAAUUAGAGAAAUGGAGCUUAAAGAACGUUCAUCCAGAACCCUUCUCACUAAUAUCAUAGAUGGCGGUGGUGCAAGCGGAGAGGAAGACUUUCGAGCAGGUAAUGCAACAUCUUCAUCAUCCCCAGCAUUGCAAAGAGGGCAGACCGAUCGAGGCUAUUCUAAUGUUCUUAUUGGAGGAUCGAAUCAUGGAUCCAUGGUCCAUACAUGCAUGCACGCUGAUGUAGAACUUUCUGCCAUUUUACGGGAGCUUAAAACGAUUACUUCCAAAUACCGGAAGGAUGAUAUAGACGCAGAAGUUGUGUCAGACUGGCAAUUUGCGGCCAUGGUUGUCGAUAGAAUUUGUCUGAUUAGCUUCACUGUAUUUACUGUGGCAUCCACAGUGCUAUCUCUGGGAUCUGCACCACAUUUAAUGGCCUAAGCGUUGAUUAGAAGAUUAAAAUUUAUUGAAGAGUCGCGUGAGAUGAAUGUUAUUUAUUGCAAUGUAGAUUUAAAUAUCUUAUAACCUACAAUUUAGUAUAAUAUAUACGAAACAAAUUGCGAAUAAUUAUCAUAAAAGUUCUACAUUACAAUAAAUAUUAUGUAUUGCAAUGUAGAUUUUAAUAUCUUAUAAUAUACCAGUAUUAAAUGCUUUUUGAAACAAAUUAUAAAUUAUUAAUAAAUGUCGUUUAUAUAAUAACUGUUCUAGAUGGCAAAAGAAUGUUAUUUCUUCUAAGGUGAGCUCCAGUACUUUAUGAUCUUCAAACAUUUAAAUAUUUAAAUUUUCAAAUAUUUAUGCAAAAUAAACAAAAAUUGUCAAUAAAUAUUAUUUCAGUUGUAAAUAUUCUACAUUGCAAUAAAUAUUGCUUAUUGCAAUGUAGUUUUCAAGAUGUUAUAUCUUACAAAUAUAGGAAAUUCAAUUUAAUAUUCGGAGAAAUAAGGUGGUUGUAAUUCAACUUAAACUUUAAUCAUAAACAAUCAUAUUAGAAGUACAAUGAAUUUAGUUAAGAAUAGUGUGAGAUGAAUGUUAUUUAUUGCAAUGUAGAUUUAAAUAUCUUAUAACCUACAAAUAAGUAUAAUACAUACGAAACAAAUUGCCAAUAUAUCAUGAAAUACUACAUUGAAAUAAAUAUCAUGUAUUGCAAUGUAGAUUUAAAUAUCUUACAAUAUACAAGUGUUAGAUGGUUUAUGAAACAAACUAUAAAUUAUUAAUAAAUGUCGUUUACUUAAUAACUGUUAUGCAUGGCAAUAAUUGCUAUUUUCUCUAAUGUGAGCUCCAGUACUUUAUGAUCUUCAAAUAUUUAAAUAUUUAAAUUUUCAAAUAUUUAUGCAAACAAAACAAAAAUU